GUAAAAUUCAACAUUUUUCUGAAUGAGGUCUAUAGGUUUUUUAACGGCGAAUUGAGCAGCGCUUAGGAGUGGGAAAUUUGACAAGAUCAUGGGAAUAGUGUAUGGAGUUGAUAGUGGCACCGUGGUUGCAUUGAUGCUCAUCAGCAAUCAGUGAUUUGGUGAUUCGUGAGGAAACUUCAGUUCAAAUUCCAAAGCGUCAGUCGUUUGCUUAAUAGUUUGACACUAGAUUGGAUGUGACAUUAAAGAGAAUCAUGUUCCCUGCAUACUCUCAUCUCACAGCUUACGAUCGGCACAAGAAAUUGAUCAAUGAUUAUUUCGUUUAUCAAAAAGGUUCUGCGUUAACCUUAAAACGAGAUACGUCGAGGGAUAAAACUGAUGCCGAUGUCCUUCGGGAGCAACACAGAUUUCUGUGGGACGAUGACACCGAAGUACCAAACGACUGGGAAACCAGACUAGCAAAAAAGUAUUACGACAAGUUAUUCAAAGAGUAUUGCAUUGCAGACUUGAUAUACUACAAAAAAAACCAGGUGCCGUAUCGCGUUCUAGUCAGCUCUGUUGGAUUUUGCAUUGAUAAGCCAUUAAUGCUCCAGGUUGCUCUUCGAUGGCGAACUGAAAACGAAGUGGUCACUGGUAAAGGACAGUUUCAAUGUGGAAACAAAAAAUGUGAGGAGAAAAAUGACCUGAAAACCUGGGAGGUGAAUUUUGGAUACGUUGAACAUGGAGAGAAGAAAAAUGCUUUAGUUAAAUUGAGACUUUGUCCACCAUGUUCUUUAAAAUUGAAUCAUCACAGUAAAAAACGGGAGAUCAAGAGAAAAAAGUCUUUGAAAAGGUUGGGCAAAACUGAAGAAAUUCCAGCAACUAGUGGUGUUACUGCAUCCGAAGUUGCGGUAGUUAAAGUUGAGAAAGAGGACACUGUUGAGCCAAAAGCUCAAGAGACCGUAAAUGAAUCAGAAAUUUGGAAAGAAAAGCUCACUGAGAGCAAUGAAAAAUCUCGAGAGGAAGAGUUUGAGGAAUAUUUUGACGAGUUGUUUAUGUAAAAUCUGACGAACAAUCUCGCUCUCCCUCUAGAUACCCGUGUAUGUAUGUAUGUACAUAAUGAUUUCCUGAAUGAUAUUCUGUAUUCACGUACGUCACAAUAAACGAAAUACACCGUAA
Athalia rosae (coleseed sawfly) is the source of this 1155-nucleotide messenger RNA. Its product is annotated as protein FRA10AC1. The transcript has 4 exons. The coding region runs from base 252 to 1037 and encodes 261 amino acids. Gene Ontology annotation, molecular function: phosphatase activity. The record is from RefSeq and is a predicted model, not a curated record. Lineage: Eukaryota; Metazoa; Arthropoda; Insecta; Hymenoptera; Athaliidae. Gene Ontology annotation, biological process: dephosphorylation.